Molecule: messenger RNA, 1311 nt
Organism: Colletotrichum abscissum
Lineage: Eukaryota; Fungi; Ascomycota; Sordariomycetes; Glomerellales; Glomerellaceae
Exons: 2
Coding region: 1-1311 (436 amino acids)
Source: RefSeq, a predicted model, not a curated record
AUGGUCACCACAAGAACAAGAUCGCGCGCCAACAGUGCCACCGAUGCCAAUGGCCUCGCAGAUUCUUCAACUGCGGCUGGUGAGAAACGUAGCAUCGAAAAAGACGCUGCCGGGGGAUCCCCCGACGCCAAGCGUGCGAAGAAGUCGGAUGAUGAUUCCGCUCGUCAGACCACCAUUGACGAGGCCUUUGAGAAGAAGGACGACGCAGAAACCGGAAAGACCAAAGAAGAGACCGGAGCAAAGGAAGAUGCCGCCGACACGGAGAUGAAGGAUGGUGAAGAAGAGGCCACCAACGACUCGACGAAGCCAGAGGAGCCGACCAAGGAAGAAGAGGCCGCCAUGGCAGAAAAGGUGGAGGAGGUAGAGGAAGCAGAAAAGGAAGAUGGAAAGCAAAAUACUGAAGAAGCCACGACAGAGGAUAAGCCAGAAGCCAAGCCAAAGGACGGAGAGUCUGCAGAGAAGACGGGCGAGAAGAGCAAGGUCCCCUCUACCAUUCUAGAAAAGGGAAUCAUCUACUUUUUCUUCCGUGCCCGCGUCAACACCGACGGGGCCGAGGAAAUAGAUGAUAUCGCCCGCAGUUACAUGAUCCUCCGCCCCAUCGGUACAGACUCCAAGCUAGGCGACGGUCCCAUUGGCGACGCGGGCAACACGCGCCUGCUGGCCCUGCCGAAGAAGGUCUUUCCCGAGACCGACCGCGACAAGUUCAUGGUCUUUGUCGAAAAGGCAGGCGCCUCCUUUGCUGAGCUAAAGGAGGAGUUCCUCUCUGGUGCUGAUAACCAGACCAAGUCUGGCGUAUCGCAUGCGCCUGCUGCCACACCGGCUGGAGAGGGCGUCUACGUGAUCACCUCUACUGGAAGCGAUAGCCAUCUCGCGUACAUGCUUACCCUGCCGUCUGACCUUGGCGAGGUGCAGAAGGAGCUUGGACUCAAGGAGAAGGGGAGCUUCAUCUUGAGCACGAAGAAUCCUUACAAGAAGGGCCCUGCAAACGCUAGUCUCGAUCAGACUCCCGACUUCCCAGACAGUAUCAAGGACGACUUCCGCGACCUGCGGUGGACAAACACCAAGCCCGAGCAUCUCGACUACCCCUAUGCUCAAUUCCUCUUCAUUGGCCAGUCUGGAAUCGGGAACGCCGUCGAGCCAAAGUCCAAAGACGUCAAAGCUGGCAAGGAGAACCCAGAGGACGUUCUCGAGGAGAUUGCCGAAGAGGACGAAAAGCGCAUGGAGCACCUCUCUGGUGACGACUCGGCUUCCAUCUUUGCGGACCUACAGGCGCGGGCCAAGGACUAUCCGAAGCUACAGACUACCUUUUGA